Molecule: messenger RNA, 1716 nt
Organism: Pan troglodytes (chimpanzee)
Lineage: Eukaryota; Metazoa; Chordata; Mammalia; Primates; Hominidae
Gene: RAB10
Product: RAB10, member RAS oncogene family
Molecular function (GO): GTPase activity; GTP binding
Source: RefSeq, marked provisional
AGUUGGCCGUAGUGAGAGGGACCGAUCCCUUGGGGCCGCCGGCGGCGAGAGCCCGAGCCGCUCCUCCCAAUGGCGAAGAAGACGUACGACCUGCUUUUCAAGCUGCUCCUGAUCGGGGAUUCCGGAGUGGGGAAGACCUGCGUCCUUUUUCGUUUUUCGGAUGAUGCCUUCAAUACUACCUUUAUUUCCACCAUAGGAAUAGACUUCAAGAUCAAAACAGUUGAAUUACAAGGAAAGAAGAUCAAGCUACAGAUAUGGGAUACAGCAGGCCAGGAGCGAUUUCACACCAUCACAACCUCCUACUACAGAGGCGCGAUGGGUAUCAUGCUAGUAUAUGACAUCACCAAUGGUAAAAGUUUUGAAAACAUCAGCAAAUGGCUUAGAAACAUAGAUGAGCAUGCCAAUGAAGAUGUGGAAAGAAUGUUACUAGGAAACAAGUGUGAUAUGGACGACAAAAGAGUUGUACCUAAAGGAAAAGGAGAACAGAUUGCAAGGGAGCAUGGUAUUAGGUUUUUUGAGACUAGUGCAAAAGCAAAUAUAAACAUCGAAAAGGCGUUCCUCACGUUAGCUGAAGAUAUCCUUCGAAAGACCCCUGUAAAAGAGCCCAACAGUGAAAAUGUAGAUAUCAGCAGUGGAGGAGGCGUGACAGGCUGGAAGAGCAAAUGCUGCUGAGCAUUCUCCUGUUCCAUCAGCUGCCAUCCACUACCCCGUUUUCUCUUCUUGCUGCAAAAUAAACCACUCUGUCCAUUUUUAACUCUAAACAGAUAUUUUUGUUUCUCAUCUUAACUAUCCAAGCCACCUAUUUUAUUUGUUCUUUCAUCUGUGACUGCUUGCUGACUUUAUCAUAAUUUUCUUCAAACAAAAAAAUGUAUAGAAAAAUCAUGUCUGUGACUUCAUUUUUAAAUGUACUUGCUCAGCUCAACUGCAUUUCAGUUGUAUUAUAGUCCAGUUCUUAUCAACAUUAAAACCUAUAGCAAUCAUUUCAAAUCUAUUCUGCAAAUUGUAUAAGAAUAAAGUUAGAAUUAACAAUUUUAUUUUGUACAACAGUGGAAUUUUCUGUCAUGGAUAAUGUGCUUGAGUCCCUAUAAUCUAUAGACAUGUGAUAGCAAAAGAAACAAACAAAAGCCAGGAAAACACUCAUUUUCGCCUUGAAUAUGUAAAUGGGAUUAAUUUUGUCCUGUGCCUUAUGUGGAAAGGAACUUCUUUGGUUUUCCUUUUUUGUUCUGGUGGAAGCAUGUGCAGGAGACAUAUCAUCCAAACAUAAACCAUUAAAAUGUUUGUGGUUUGCUUGGCUGUAAUUUUCGAAGUAGUUAAUUGAGGACAAAGGGUAAUGCAGAAGUGAUAGCUUUGGUUUGCUGAGUCUUGUUUUAAGUGGCCUUGAUAUUUAAAACUAUUCCUGCCACCAUUUCUUCUCCUUGGCCACUUCUUCCUUGCGUCUCCCUGCAUGCUGCUUUAUUUGCUUCUCCCUCCCCAACCACCUCAUGGUAUAUUUAAGAGUGAAAGGGACAAACUAGUAGGUUUGUCAAGUUUAAUAUAAAGCACUGAUGUAACUUGCUAGGUAAACGGAAAGAUAAGUUCUAACUGCCUACUAUCCAAUGUCAGUUAAUUGGUGUCUUCCCCCCUCAUUUGCUCUCUUCCCUAAAAUGUGUCCCAGAUGCCUUCAUUUGCUGUUUUAUUUCUAUGUUCUGCUUUUCCUCCUCUCUUUGUUCCCUUCCU